This is a messenger RNA of Megalops cyprinoides (Indo-Pacific tarpon), 1616 nucleotides long. RefSeq names its product interleukin 11 receptor, alpha (gene il11ra). The record is from RefSeq and is a predicted model, not a curated record. The transcript is spliced from 13 exons. Gene Ontology annotation, biological process: cytokine-mediated signaling pathway. Gene Ontology annotation, molecular function: cytokine receptor activity; protein binding. Lineage: Eukaryota; Metazoa; Chordata; Actinopteri; Elopiformes; Megalopidae. Bases 138 to 1349 code for a protein of 403 amino acids. Gene Ontology annotation, cellular component: membrane; external side of plasma membrane.
UAUCCACAGCGCCGUGGCGUAAGCAGCUAGUAAGCUUCAGCUCAGCUUGAUCAAAACUUGGGCAACAGGAUGCCGUGGACAGAGAUACGAUGAAAAAACUUGUUUAACCGGAGAAAAUUCCACCUAGAUCUAGUAAGAUGCCAGGUUUUGCAUCCUGUCCAGGCAGUUUGAUAGUCGUUGCCAUCAUUAUUCAGUGCACCUCCCAUAUCAAUUCUGAGAUAUGGAGCAACGAAGUUUCAAACGUCCAGUACGGGAAGCUGGGAUCCAAUGUAACCCUGGUGUGUAAAGUCUCUGGGAGUGGGUCUGCGGUGGAGUGGCGACUGAACGGCAGUGCGGUGUCCCUACAACAAGCUCCCUCGCCCGACGGCUCUCUCACUCUGAUCAACGCAGACCGCACCAUGGAGGGCAACUACAGCUGCCAUGAUGAGAGGGGAAAUGUCCUCCGGGCCACUAAACUGCGACUGGGGUAUAUGCCAGGACUUCUAAGUGUCUCCUGCAAGAUGUCCAACCACCACAGCAUCAAGUGUUCCUGGGAGCAGUCUGUGAAGACCUAUCUGCCCACCAAAUACAUUGCCUCUUACAGGGACAGGACAAACAAAGUGAAGCCGUGUCACCAGGCCUCCUUCCAUCUGAACGAGUGCACUAUCAGACACCCCACCAUGUGGCAUCAUUACCACAUUGUCAACAUCACGGAGGUCAACCCCCUCGGCUCAGAGACCACACUGGUCAGAGUGCAGCUGCAUAGUCUGUUGAAACCGGACCCCCCUGAGGCGGUGACCCCUGAGCCGGUGGUAGGCCACCCGCGGAGGCUGCGGGUCAGCUGGAGCUACCCGUCUUCCUGGCCCAACGAGGAAGGCUUCCCUCUCAACUUCCAGCUGCGCUACCGUCCCCAGGGCUCCAUCAACUGGUCACUGUUGAAGACCACCAAUACCAUCCUGCUGAUCACAGACCUCCUGGUGGCUCACCCCCACAUCAUCCAGGUCCAGGCAAGGGAUGACCUGAACUACGGCCAGUGGAGUGACUGGAGCCCAGAGGUGCAAGCCCUGCCCUGGACAGAACCAAAGAAGAAUGACUCAGAAGAAUCCAAUUCAGUUGAACCAUUUCCAGCGUUUCCUGAUUAUACAGAACCAGUCUGUUCCUCACCAGCUGUAGGAGAAGGAGCUGACCAUCAUCUUGCACAAGCCUACAGCACAGUUGAUACAGACUACAGAAGUCUCGGAGUGUCGAUUUCACUUGGCCUGUUUGCUGGGAUCAUCAUGUCUGCCUUUAUCAUUCUCCUCUGGGUGAGACAAAGGAGACGGGAUGAGGUAACUAAACAAGAACUGACCUCAAUGGUGAAGAUGAAGUAAGAUGCCCAGAUUAGCACACUCCAUGUGCAAUACCCUGUUUGGGUAACCUUAAAGGGAAGCACCACCACUGCCAAUAAUCAGUGCUGAAAUGACCCACAGUGCACCUGUUUCCUGUGCCUGCUGUUCAUGGGUCUAAUCACUUCACUGGACUUCAGAUACCCAGAAACUGUGAACCUGACAAAUCUCUGUAGCAUGAUCAGUGGAUAAGGAAAAGGGUAACCUUCAUGGAGACACACAGCAAAUUGGCCUAAAGCAUAAAAUCCAUAG